This is a messenger RNA of Histoplasma capsulatum G186AR, 3310 nucleotides long. RefSeq names its product aspartyl-tRNA synthetase. Bases 163 to 3192 code for a protein of 1009 amino acids. The transcript is spliced from 6 exons. The record is from RefSeq and is a predicted model, not a curated record. Lineage: Eukaryota; Fungi; Ascomycota; Eurotiomycetes; Onygenales; Ajellomycetaceae. Gene Ontology annotation, molecular function: ATP binding; RNA binding; aspartate-tRNA ligase activity. Gene Ontology annotation, biological process: aspartyl-tRNA aminoacylation. Gene Ontology annotation, cellular component: aminoacyl-tRNA synthetase multienzyme complex; cytosol; cytoplasm.
CAGGGCUCCCCAACCCGAAACAGUCCCGCCAACGGCAUCCCUUUUUCUUAUGCUUAUCAAUUGGCCCGUGGGACUGGGGUUACUGUUGUGAUUUGAUUGUGCCUGCGUUCCGUACUCGUAGCCGAAACUUUUGCCGUCCGCCGCCCACAGCCUGAACUAGCCAUGCGCCUUUCCACCCUUCACCAACCACUCCGUCAAUCGUUUUACGGCUGUCAGGCAUCGUCAAUUCGAAAGCAAUUCAGCUCUUCCGUUUCAUCUCAGCGUGUAACACCAAAUUUUGGUUUUGCCUUUGAUAUAGAUGGGGUUCUUCUCCGGUCAUCGAGACCGCUCCCCGGAGCAGCUGAAUCUCUCCAACUCCUUAAAAGGGAGAGAAUCCCUUUCGUACUUGUAACAAAUGGUGGAGGAAUGCAUGAGAAAGAGAGAAUUGCGCAAUUGAGCCAACGCCUCCAUGUCGCUCUGGACACUGAUAUGAUUAUCCAAAGUCACACUCCUUUCGCAGAUUUGGUAAAAGGCAAUGAAGCGCAGGAAGCAUUGCAGGACAAAUGCGUUCUAGUCGUUGGUGGCGGAAAUGGGAAGUGUCGCUCUGUCGCACAAGAGUAUGGAUUUAGGUCUGUCGUGACUCCUGGCGAUAUCUUCCAAUCACACCCGGAGAUUUGGCCUUUUUCUGAUGCUUUCAGCGACUACUACGGACGGUUUGCAAGUCAGCUUCCGCGUCAAAUAGACGCGGCCGAUCCUUCAAAAAGCCUUAAGAUUGAUGCAAUACUGGUAUUUAAUGACCCGAGAGAUUGGGCUUUGGAUAUCCAAAUCAUCAUCGAUAUACUGCUCUCAUCCCAAGGUAUCAUUGGGACAUAUUCUUCUAAAAAUAAUAACCCAGACCUACCAAACCGGGGCUACCAGCAAGAUGGCCAGCCGCCGUUGUAUUUCUCCAACCCGGAUCUUCUAUGGGCUGCGCAAUACCAUCAGCCAAGGCUGGGUCAAGGAGCAUUUAAAGCGUCCCUUGAAGGUGUGUGGGCAGCGAUGACCGGGGGAGCCACAUUAGCAAAGACGGUGAUUGGGAAGCCUUGCGAACUAACAUUUAGAUUCGCUGAGAAGAGGUUGAACCAGGAAAGAGAGAAGUUGUUUCCCGCUGAGAACUUACGGCCUCUUGAGGUAGUGUACAUGGUCGGUGACAACCCUGAGUCUGACAUCCAAGGAGCCAAUUCCUAUAAGAGCCCCGUUGGGACCAAGUGGAAUUCCAUUCUCCUGAAAAGUGGUGUAUACUCGGGUGGGACGCUAACCUGGCCGCCCAAGGUCAUUGUCGAAGGCGUAAAGCAGGCCGUUGAAUGGAGCUUAGCCCAGUCGCAGUGGCCUCUAUUCAAGACUCCAUUUAAAGUCAAUUUUGUUAUCACAAACGAAAUGCACUCUGACUCCCCUCCUUCCGCACCGGAAAAAGGAGACCAACAGCCUCAGCUGCUUCCCUUAACUAUACGCACCCCCAAUUGUCAAUUACCGCUGAAAGUCCUACUGAAGGAAAUCAUGGAGCAAAAUCCUACGCUCCCUGUUCGUUCAAAAGACGACGGUGACGUGCCCGAGAAUUCCCUUGGUUCUCAGCCCCCCGCUGGAGACCCCGCUCCUCCAAGCAAAAGUGCGCUCAAGAAAGCUGCUAAAGAAAGGGAAAAGGCAGAGAAAGCAGCUAAGCGUGCCGCUCAGGAACAAGCAGCUGCACAAGCCAGUCAGGCGGCGGACUUCUCGAAACACCUCUACGGACCCAUCCCAGAUUCCGCAGACAAGGUCCAAGUGUUGAACCUCCUGGACCUGUCGGAGGAACUCUGCGAAAAGGAUGUCACAGUCGUUGCGCGUGUCGACAAUGCCCGGGUACAGAGUGCAAAGCUGGCAUUCCUGAUGCUGCGACAACAGGGUAAAAAGAUGCAGGCAGUGGUUAGUGCGAGCGACGAAAUCUCGAGACCCAUGGUGAAAUGGAUCGGAGGAAUAAACGUGAAUUCCAUCGUUAAAGUUACUGCCAUCGUUAAGAAAGCUGAAAUACCAGUAACGUCGGCCACAGUAAAACACUUGGAACUGCAUAUUCGGAAAGUCUACAUGGUUGCGCAAGCGUCACAUAUGCUUCCUAUGCAAGUCAAGGACGCGGAACGACCCCCACCUGAAUCCGUCACGGAAGAGGUUGAAUCAGAAGCUCCAUAUGUCACGCUGAAAACUCGCUUGGAUAACCGUGUACUUGACCUUCAGACGGAAGCCAGUCAGGCAAUUACCUGGAUUUCCAGCGGUGUUGCCCAACUGUUUAUGGAAUACAUGUUGAAAAGUGGUUCACGAUGGAUCUCUACGCCGAAGCUCACUGCGAAUGCGUCUGAAGGCGGCGCUGGAGUGUUCGAAGUGACAUAUUUUAAAAGGAAGGCGUAUUUGGCGCAAAGUCCUCAGUUAUAUAAGCAAAUGUGCAUUGCGGGCGAUAUGGAGAGCGUUUUCGAAAUUGGUCCCGUGUUUAGAGCUGAGGAAAGCAACACUCAUAGACAUUUAACAGAGUUUGUUGGACUCGAUUUUGAGAAAACAUUUCAGAGCCAUUACCACGAAGUUUUAGAAUUCGCCGAAGAUCUCCUAGUCUUUAUUUUGAGCGAGUUAAAGAUACGAUUCAAAAAGGAAAUCGAGGUCAUCCAGCGCUCGUAUCCAAAAGCCGGUGAUUUUAGACUCCCUAAAGAUGGGAAGGCACUUAGGCUGAAGUACAUGGAGGGGGUGGCUUUGUUAAAGGAAGCCGGAGUGGAUGUCACUGAACAAGAGAGGUUUGAAAAUGACCUGUCUACAGCAAUGGAAAAGCAACUUGGCCGAAUUAUUCGGGAGAAGUAUGAUACAGACUUCUACGUCCUUGACAAGUUUCCCAUGGCCGUCAGACCGUUCUACACGAAGCCCUGUCCCGACGACCCCACCUUCUCCAAUUCGUAUGAUUUCUUCAUGAGAGGGGAGGAGAUUAUGUCGGGCGCACAACGAAUUAAUGAAGCGAAGGAGCUUGAAGCUGCAAUGUCGGCUAAGGGUAUUGAUCCAAACGCUGAAGGAUUUGAAGACUACAUCGGGGCGUUUAGGCAGGGGUGUCCUCCACAUGCUGGUGGAGGACUCGGUCUAAAUCGUAUUGUUAUGUUUUUCCUAGGCCUUCCUAAUAUCCGAUUAGCGACACUGUUUCCCCGUGACCCGCAACGCCUUCGCCCAUAAGCCUAUCGCUUUUUUUAACCAGGAGAGUAGGCAGUAUCUGUAGAAAUGAUGGGAAAAGUCAGGGAUUUUCUCGGAUAUAAAAUCCCAUGAAAUAAUGAAAUCAAAUUUUACAUAAAUA